GCCACCCACACACACACAGCCACCCACACACACACAGCCACCCACACACAGCCACACACACACUUUCACGUGGUUCUCUGCUGCUUCGGAUUAUUUUCUUAAUGUCACAAUUUCUCUCCAUCACGAGCCCCUCCUUCACACAUUCACGCAGACACUUUCAUCUGCGUUUUCAAAACGUAGUCGCUCUCAGUCCGUUGCUGCCAAGCUGCUCCGUUAAGCCAACCAGAACCUGCGGGGGCAUUGAGUGGAAGACAAGCCAGACUGGAUCAUCUCUGAAGAUCACCACUCUUAUCUUGGACUUCAAUGUGUUUACUGUCAGGAAGAAUCCACUUGGAAGCCAAUCAACAAGAAUCAGAAUCCACUAGCAAGCCAAUCAACAACAAGCAGUGUCCCAUACUGAGUUCUUAGAGGGUUCUCUGUGAGUUGAUGAUCCGAAGGGGAAACUGGGCUCUUAACAGCACCAAAGUUUUUGAUUGGGUAUGUUUGCUAUUCAAGGUGCAGCCUGAACAAGACCGUUGGUUUUCAUUGGAUAUUUCUGCUAUUAUCCACAACAUGGACUCCACUAACGGUGGGCUUUAAACAUUACCUUGACUAUUAUUGGAUACCUCUGUUACUGAAGGUGGGCUUUAAACAUUACCUUGACUAUUAUUGGAUACCUCUGUUACUGAAGGUGGGCUUUAAACAUUACAUUGACUACUGUUGGAUACCUCUGUUACUGAAGGUGGGCUUUAUACAUUACAUUGACUACUAUUGGAUACCUCUGUUACUGAAGGUGGGCUUUAUACAUUACCUUGACUACUAUUGGAUACCUCUGUUACUGAAGGUGGGCUUUAUACAUUACCUUGACUACUAUUGGAUACCUCUGUUACUGAACAGGGACCAAUCUGUGCGAUAAAGAGACUUGGCCAGUCAAUCAGUUGAAUCAGGUAUGUCUGAGUCGUUGAAGACGGGGAUGGAUUUGCCGUGUGUGUCUGACGGGGUUGGGGAUCGUGUGAGGUCAGACAGCACGUCCAGCACAGCCUCCCAGGGGUCAAAGGGCAGGUUGUUGCUCCGACAACGCCUGUCACAACUGCUAACCUGCGUAGAAGACUUGAGCUCUGAUGAUGAGGCUAACGAGGAAGUGUCCCGCACGCUAGCCGAAGCCUUCCAGCUCUGUGGAAACAUCAGCCCUCGAGAAACACUCAGGCUGCACAUGGUCACAUGGAAUGUGGCAACAGCAGAGCCCCCUGAUGAUGUCACUUCCUUGCUGUAUUUGGACACCCAGCCCACCACUGACCUCUAUGUGAUUGGUCUUCAGGAAGUGAAUGCUGCUCCUCUGAAGUUCCUGUCAGACUUGCUGCUGGAAGACUCCUGGAGCCACCACUUCAUGAACACACUGGCCCCCAGAGAAUACAUAAAGGUAUCUUCAGUGAGAAUGCAGGGUCUGCUGUUGUUGGUUUUUUCUAAGAAGAUUCAUGUCCCCUUCAUCAGAGACAUCCAAACCACCUACACUCGCACUGGCUUGUUUGGCUACUGGGGAAAUAAGGGGGGCGUCUCGGUGCGUUUCUCCCUCUAUGGUCACAUGAUGUGUUUUGUUAACUGCCACCUGGCGGCUCACAUGGACUACGCUCUUCAGCGCGUCGAUGAGUUUGAGUACAUCCUGGAGACCCAGGACUUUGACCUGGUCAACACACCUUCUGUCCGAGACCACAAGGUAGUGUUCUGGUUUGGGGAUCUGAACUUCCGUAUUGCUGACCACGGCAUGCACUUUCUCCGUUCCUCCAUCAACAGUGGACGCUUCAACCUGCUCUGGGAGAGGGACCAGCUGUUGACAAUGAGGAAGAAGGAACCAUUCCUCCAGGAGUUUGAGGAGGGGCCUCUGAAGUUCAAACCUACAUACAAGUUUGACCUUAACUCUGACACCUACGAUACCAGCUCUAAGAAGAAAUGGUUGGGCUUUAAUGGUAAGAAGAGGAAACCUGCAUGGACUGACCGCAUCCUGUGGCGUAUCAAGCCGAAAAACACUCCUGCUGCAGAGGACAAGGAAGAGGGCUGGGCCUCAACAUCCACCCAUCACUCGGAUGAUGGACAGGACGAGUAUCCAAUCAAAGUGCUCCAAGACACCUACACCUGUGACCCCAGCUACGGGGUCAGCGACCACAAACCUGUUAUUGGAAUCUUUGACCUGGAGAUGAGGAAGCAAAGUGACUGCCCACUAGUCUGUGUCUGUCCUGAGGGCCAUUGGAGUGCUGAUCAGGAAGCGGUUGUGUCCUACACGGUCCUGGAAGACUUCCUGUCCUCCACAUGGGACUGGAUAGGCCUCUACAAGGUGGGUUUUAAGACUGCAUCAGACUACGCCACCUACAUCUGGGUCAAAGAUCAACUGCCAGAGGUCAACGAGGUCUUGAAGGUGUGUUUUAAUAAGAAGGCGGUCCCUGCACUCAGUGGAGAUUACGUGUUGGGGUACUUCAGCUACAACAUGCAGAGCAUUGUGGGACUCAGCAACAACUUCCAGAUCAUAGAGUCUAAGAGGGCGGUCAGGGACGGACUGGUUCCGCAGGACGUCAAUGGGAUGAACAAAUAAAUCCCACACGUCGUGACACAUCAGGUGGCUGACCCCGAAAUAUAAACCCUGCUGCUGAAAUCCAGACUGUGCUGACACGCGAACACACACCUGAGGACCUGAAUCUGCGUUUUCAUAGAAAACACAAACAGAAUAAAAAGCUUUUCCCUAAAUAACAUGAGCCAGUAUUAUGAGGCUGGAUCAGUGAGUUAGUUAGCUAACUUUGAUAAACAAUCACUUUUAUAUUUUUUUAAUCAUUACAAAAGCUGAUCGCAGAUGUGUUUUUGUUUGUUCCAGAAUGUCCAUUUCAAGCACAUCUUUAAAUAUUUAGCUGAUUGGUCCUUAUAUUAUAUACCAAGGGUAUAUGUAUCCGGUUAGCUGAUUGGUCCUAAUAUCGUACUGACUCUGGGGUAUAUAUAUCGGGCUGGCUUAUAGGCUCUGUGCACAAGCGUAUGGACAAACUUCCGUUUUAGCCAGAAGUCGGCAUAUCAUUUUCCGGUUUACUUAAGGCGAUCACCCGGGUCUCCCAAAAUUUCAGUUUUUAGUAGAUGUC
Molecule: messenger RNA, 3095 nt
Organism: Esox lucius (northern pike)
Lineage: Eukaryota; Metazoa; Chordata; Actinopteri; Esociformes; Esocidae
Gene: inpp5kb
Product: inositol polyphosphate-5-phosphatase Kb
Exons: 13
Coding region: 929-2563 (544 amino acids)
Biological process (GO): negative regulation of insulin receptor signaling pathway; negative regulation of phosphatidylinositol 3-kinase/protein kinase B signal transduction; negative regulation of peptidyl-serine phosphorylation
Cellular component (GO): endoplasmic reticulum; cytoplasm; ruffle
Molecular function (GO): inositol bisphosphate phosphatase activity; phosphatidylinositol-4,5-bisphosphate 5-phosphatase activity; phosphatidylinositol-3,4,5-trisphosphate 5-phosphatase activity
Source: RefSeq, a predicted model, not a curated record